Molecule: messenger RNA, 3295 nt
Organism: Rhizophagus irregularis DAOM 181602=DAOM 197198
Lineage: Eukaryota; Fungi; Glomeromycota; Glomeromycetes; Glomerales; Glomeraceae
Source: RefSeq, a predicted model, not a curated record
ACGUUAUUUAUAUAUUUUCUUUGUUAAAUAUUCUUUAUAAUGUUUAUAAUGUGAAGAAUUAAUGGACAUUUUCUACUCACAAAGAAAUCGUUGAUUUACAAAUUUGCAUGACGUAGCGCGAAAAAAUUGGUUUAUCAUUUUUAUAUAAUCCCGUGUAAACAGUAAUUAGUUAUAUUUAUUGAUGAGCAAAACCUUAAAUAAAAAUAAACCAUACUACUUAAUACUGAAACACUUCCGAAGGAUAUUCAAACCCCUUUCAUUAUUUAAACGUUUAAAAUUUAUUUAGAUAUUUUUAAAGCUUUUAUUGACGAUCGCAUUUAUAAAGAAAUUAAAAAAAAAAAAUAUAUUUAUUAGAAAAAAAAUAAAAAUAAAACUACAAAAUAAGUUUGCAUGACAGAGCCUUCGUCCCCAACAGCUAACGACGGGAGUUUUGAUUUCGACGAUCUGAGCUUCGGCUCUAUCGAUGCAAAUUUUGCAAAAGGUUUGGACCAUUUAGAAAAAAAUGUCUCAUCAUUUAUGGAUAUGUCCAAACAACCUACCUCGUCGUUUCAUAACUCUAUACAAGAAAAUGGGAAUAAUACGAGAGAAUUGAACCCCGACGAUAAUAAAGUUGCUUAUAAUGUAUCACGUUUAUUAAAUAAUGAGGAUACUGCAAAUGGAAGGAGAAUUUCCGAUGCAAGUGAUACAAGAUCUAUCAGGAAUAGACGUAAUAAUAAUCCACGACCUAAUGCACCAUCAAGAAACGCACAAAUGACAUUGAAAGAACAAGAAAAGGUCAUCGAUGAAAUCAAAAAGGAAAAUUUAAAUUUAAAAAUGCAAAUAUAUUUUUUGGAAGAACGUAUUAACAAAAUGAGUCCCGAUGGAAUGGAACGAGCUUUAAAAGAAAAUGUUGAUCUUAAAAUGCAAAAUCAAGAAUUGAUAACUACUUUGAAAAAACGAGAUAAAUUAUUAGGUGAAGCUGAAAAUGCAAUACAAGCGCUUCAGCAAUCCGUAUUACAAGAUGGGGGAAUAUCACCAUCGGUGGAUACAUUCGAUUCAAAACUAAAUUCGGAAUUACAAAAUUACAAGGAUUUAUUACAAAAAGAAAGAGAUGAAAAACAAAUCAUUUUAGAUGAAGCGAAUGGACUUAAACGUCAAUUACUUGAUGCUAAAAGCAAAAUGCAAGAAACAAAUACAGAAUUGGAAAAAUUACGAGAAUCUGCCAUAAAAAAUUUUGAAGGAUUACAGAAUGAUGAAAUUGAUAAUCGAGAAAUGAUAAAAAGGAUUGAAGAGGCUGCAGAAAAAGCAAGACAAGAGGAAGCAGAAAAACAAAUCGUACUUAUACAACAAUUGAAGGGGCAAAUCUCUAAUCUAAAAACUCAACUUGUUUCACAUAAAAGUGAAAACGAGGACUUAAUUGCUGAGUUGGAUUUGAUUAGAAGUCACCCUAUGAGUUCAGCAUCUUCACGUAUUAUGAAUGGAGAAUUUAGCGAUCAAUACGAAGAGAGUCUUGGCCUAUUACGAGAUAAAGUAGCUGAAUUGACAUUACAGCAUCGAAACAAAUCUGCAGAAGUUGAUCAACUCAUAAUUAAGUUGGAAACGGCUAAUAAUACCAUUCAAGACCUUGAAGAUGAGAUGGAUCGAAUGGAAGCCGAAUUGAGAGAAGAAUUUAUACGUUGUCAAGAUAAUGAGCAAUUAAUAGUGGAACUUAAUGCAAUGAAUCAUGAUUAUCAAGAAGAUCUGGCUUUUAGUCAAGAGACAAUAGCUGAACUAAGACUUCAGAUAGACAAUCAAAAACGGGAGUUAACUGAAUUAACAGAAGAUCUUGACAAGGCACGUUCCGAUUGGGAACUCAAGACUAAGAACAUUGAGCAGGAUGAGAAAAUACAUGAAGAAUUGGUUUCAGACUUGAAAGAAAAACUCAACAUGAGUGACGCUAAAAUAGUAGAGUUAACAGCUGUAAAAGAAUCGACCGAUAAGCAGUUAGACUUACUUCAUAAAGAGGUAGAAAAUUACACUACACAGAUUGACGAAAUGAAAAAGAAUCUGCGUUACGAAGUUGAACAGCGUAAUGCGUCCGAGUCACAUGAAAAAGAAUUAAUAGCUGAAAGAAAUAAGGAUAGAGAAUUGUAUGAAAAAGAACUUGAGAAAGCGCUCAAAGAUAAGAAAGACAAUGAAAAACAAACUGAUCAAAGAUUAAAUGAGCUAAUUGAGAAAUUGUCGGCCGCACAACAACAAAUAUCGGAUUUGAAUAUGACAAUUCAAGAACGUGAUGCCGAUCUUCAAUAUGUUCGUCAACAACUAAGCAACCAGACUGGUCGAAAUAAAGAUACAACCGAACGUUAUUCAAAGGAACAAGAGAGAUUAAGAGUGGAAUUGGAUACAUCCCGACAGGAAUCUGAACGUUUGCGCACUCAACUUGAAAUGCUUUGCGAUGAAUUAGAGAAUAAAAAGAACCAAAUCAUUGAACAUGAAAACGAAAUAAAACAUUUGAAUAACCAACGAACCAAAUUGAACGAAAAAUUAUCAUCUAGUGAAAGUGCUCGUACUAAAGCCGAAGAAGUCUUCCGAAAUUUACAAAUGGACAUUCGAGAUAAAAAUUCUCUAAUUGACGAAUUAAAAACGCAAGUAACCGAUUUGGAAAAUAAUCUUACACAAGAAAAGAAGGCUACAUAUUCGAACGAAACUCAAUAUCGUGAUCAAAUUAUUGAGCGCAAUAAGCUUUUAAUGACUAUUUAUCAAUAUUUAGAUAAUAUAAUGUCGGACAGUGCAAAUAAACAAUCCAACUAUCCAAAGCCUUCGGCCAAUUUUGGUCUUUUCAACGAGCACCUUUUAUCAAAACUCAAGACUCUCACUCAUGUACAUAAUACCUUUGAUCGUCGCGCAAAGGAAAUUGACAAUCGUUGGCAAGAACAAUAUGAAUCUCUCAAGAAUCAAAUGGACAUUAAAUUACGUUUAUUAAAUAAAUUGGAAGAACAUGAAUGAAGAGCUUACGGAUCAGUUAUCAAUCAUGCGUGAACAAAUAGAUGAACUCAAAACUGCUAAUUCCCGUGCCGAAGAAGCUGAAAGCAAGCUAAGAGAAUCUGAACGUCGUGCAAGAACAAUUGAAUCUAAAAUGAAAGAGGAAGAAAGGAAAUGGACAGGACGAAUGAAAGAUUCAGAAUAUCGAGAAAAACAAUCUGAAGAGAGACUUAAAGUUGAAAAACAAGGCGCUAAAGAAAAAGUUGAAUCAUUAAUCGAUAAUAUCAAGGAUCUUGAGACUCAAAUACAAGCGCUCAAUAGAAGAAAUAAUCAAUUACAAGAAUUGAUUUCUAUU